This is a messenger RNA of Echinops telfairi (small Madagascar hedgehog), 1390 nucleotides long. RefSeq names its product N-acetylglucosamine-1-phosphodiester alpha-N-acetylglucosaminidase (gene NAGPA). NCBI's taxonomy places the organism in Eukaryota, Metazoa, Chordata, Mammalia, Afrosoricida, Tenrecidae. The transcript has 7 exons. Bases 1 to 843 code for a protein of 280 amino acids. The record is from RefSeq and is a predicted model, not a curated record.
AUGCUCAGGUACCUGUCUGAGGAGGAGGUGCUGGACACCAGGAAUCCGUUUGUGCAGCUGCUGAGCGGGGUGGUGUGGCUGAUCCGAAAUGGAAGCAUCUAUGUCAAUGAGAGCCUGUCCGCUGAAUGCGAUGAGACGCAGGAGACAGGGUCCUUCAACAAGUUUGUGAACGUGAUCUCGGCCAGGACGGCAGUGGGCCACGACCGGGAGGGACAGGUGGUGCUCUUCCACGCCGAUGGCCAGACGGGGCUGCGGGGCAUCAACCUGUGGGAGAUGGCGGAAUUCCUGCUGCAGCAGGGUGUGGUCAACGCCAUCAACCUGGACGGAGGCGGCUCGGCCACCUUCAUCCUCAAUGGGACUUUGGCCAGCUACCCGUCGGAUCACUGCCAGGACAACAACAUGUGGCGCUGUCCCCGCCGAGUGUCCACCGUGGUGUGUGUGCACGAGCCCCACUGCCAGCCACCUGACUGCAACGGCCACGGGCUCUGCACCAGUGCUGGCUGUCACUGCAGUGCUGGGUGGACCGGAUCCAACUGCAGUGAAGGGAAGCAGAACUUCAUGCCCCCAGGAGUCGCCCCUGGGGCGCAAGGACACUGGCUGUUCACAGGGGCCACCGGGUUGGGGCUCACACUGGGCCUGCUGCUCCUGCUGUUGCUGAGCGUGGCUCUGAACGUGGCCCUGCUCCGCCGCCCCAGGGCCCAGCGGGACAGGAACCGGAACCUGGAAGGUGACUAUGCCUACCAACCUCUGUGCGCACUGAACAGUGACCUCCUGCCAACCAGGAGGGGCAGCUGGGAGACGGCCACCAUCCCCCUAAGGACCGGAGACCCCAGCUGCCCCUGAUUCGCUCCUCCUAGAGACUUUGGCCCCUGCGUGCCAAUGGCUGCAAGGGGCCUUCCAGGGCCACCGGUGUGGAUGCGUCCCGGCAGCCUGUGUGCCUCGGUCCUGCACCUGUCCUCCUGCCCGGGGGACAGGUGGCCCCAGCAAUACAGCACUUCCCAAGGACACUGCUGCCUGCCCCCAUAGGGGGGCUGCCCCUGCUGCCCCAGAGGCCAUCCGCCAGGGCUUGCACCCCCUGGCUCACCCUGUGCCAAAGAGCCCCCGGCCUGCUGGGGACGGAGCCAAUGGUGGCAGACCUCCCCAUGACGAAAAUCAUGGCCAAGUGGCAAGUCACAGCUGGCCCUGGUGACCAAUUUCCUGGACUCCUGCAAACCUCAUCACCAGCCAGAACCUGGCUUCCAGUCCAGGCAAGCUCCUCUGAGCAAGGAGUGGGGCCUAGUGAGACCACCAUGUUUACAGAUAUUUCUAUUUUGUCCUGCACCCUGAGGGUUUUCUAUCAUUGGAAUAAAUUACUUUAUCAUUGGAAUAAAUUGCUAUAAUAAAACAGCCA